AUGGCCCAAGCCCCCCUUCCUCCCACAGUCAUCGCCCAAAAACAAUCCUUCCUCGCCACCCAGGCUCGCCUGCUCUCCCAACCCCUGCAACCUUCGCAUGCCUGGCUCAUCGCCAACGAGGCCGCCGAGUCCUCUAUCCCGGACCCCGUCGUCGAGCACGUUGCUGCCCGCCUCAACACGACCUUGCUGCAGCACUCGCGACGCGCUUACUCUCACCAAGCGAGUCGUCACGUCGCCGAGCAGAUUGACGUGUUGUACCUAUCUCAACUGUCGGCCGCGCAGAAUGACUCCUCCGAGGGUCUAUCCCUCUCCUUGGACCUCUCCGAGCGUGACGCAACUACCUUUCCCAUGGAAGUCAAAAGAUAUGUUGAACUCGCUGGUCGCUUAAAAGAGCUCGUCGAGCAAAGGCAACAAGCUAGAGCUCGUGUUGAGCGGCUACGGCGCAUGAAGGCCCUGCUCGACCCCUUCCGCACCGAAGAUGCCGGCGCGGGUGUGCAGGAAAAUCUCGUUACCCGUGAUGGCGAGAUUGAAAAGGAGAUGGAGAAGAUGCGUGUCCUGCUGGCUCGUGUAGGUGGUCGCGUAGGACUUCUGCCCGUGUCCGCCGAGUCUGUAGACCUUCUCAGAGAGGACAACUCCUUAAUCGUAGAGCCUGUCGCUACAGGAGAGAAGCGCAAACUUGACGAUCUUCUCGGUAGCUUCUGA
Colletotrichum fioriniae is the source of this 702-nucleotide messenger RNA. The record is from RefSeq and is a predicted model, not a curated record. Lineage: Eukaryota; Fungi; Ascomycota; Sordariomycetes; Glomerellales; Glomerellaceae.